GGCCGGGACUAGUGGUUUGGGGACCCCGCCAGCGAGUCGGCAGGGCCGGGGCAGGAUGGAGGCUCCUGUAGAAUUAUCCUCGUAAAGCAGAUCUGGGAAAGCUGCGCAUGUUUAGAGUCGUCGUUUCUUUAGCUGCAGCCUCCCUUUAUGAGCCCCCCACACGCCAGGCAGGGGGCCAGGGCCGGGCCGGACAAAGAGUUACAGAGUCCAGGCAAACACAUGCAGUAAUGAUUAACUGCCGGACGGGGCAGAUUCCUACUAGAGAGCCUCCUACAGACCCCGGGGUAACAGCGACUGCCAGGGGCAGAUUUUAGCCUGAGUGCACCGGGGUAAUUGUGACUGCCGGAUACACAUCCUGGGGUAAUUGUGACUGCCGGAUACACACCCUGGGGUAAUUGUGACUGCCGGAUACACACCCUGGGGUAAUUGUGACUGCCGGAUACACACCCUGGGGUAAUUGUGACUGCCAGGAGGAAGAGAGUCACACAGACCCCGAGGUAUCUGCCACUGCUGGUUCCAGACCUGGGGGUAACUGACUGCUGCCAGAGAGCCUUGCAGAUACCCCGAGGCGGGGCAACUCCCAGGACUGGAAGAAGGAACCCAGCGCUUUCAGCUCCUUACUGGAUGGACUCCAGCGAGGUGUAGCAGCCCUGCGCCCUGCCGGUGUCUGGGUAGAAAGGGGUUAACAGCAUGCGGGGUACGUGGGGGAGCCCGGAGCCGCUCCUGGCAACCGUCCUAUUAACACUUAUCAGCCUGACAGCUGGUGAGCGGAUGAAUUAUUCCUCCCCGGCAGAGUGCACGGACUUCCAGAUCUCGGGAAUAUUCCACGAUAAUAAACUCCAGGUCCAGUUUCUCCUCUUCACGUCCAGCCACCCCGGCUGCGGUCACGUGAUCCGCCUCGACGGCGAGCGAAGCCUCAACGAUUCAACGUUCAACGCUUCCCUGGGCACCAAGGUCGUGAUCCACGGCUUCAGGGUGGUCGGCUCGAAGCCGUCCUGGGUGGACGACCUGAUCGCGUCUCUGCUGCUGGCGUCCCCGGUGAACGUGGUGGCCGUGGACUGGGUGUACGGAUCCACCGCCAAAUACAACGAAGCCGUGGAGAACAUCCCCAGGCUGGGCAUGGAGGUGGCGGCCCUCAUCGGCCAAAUGAUGGAGCUGGGGGCCACAGAUGAUUCUCUCCACCUGAUUGGCAUCAGCCUCGGCGCGCAUGUCGCUGGACACGUGGGGAAGAUUUUUGGCGGCCGCCUGGGAAAGAUUACAGGACUGGAUCCCGCCGGGUAUAAAUUCACACACGCCGGCAGCGACGCGAGGCUCGACCCGGGCGACGCGCUCUUUGUAGAAGCCGUUCACACGGACACCGACAAUUUUGGAAUCCGGAUCCCCGUGGGGCACGUGGACUACUUCAUCAACGGCGGCAGAGACCAGCCGGGCUGUCCGUCCGUCCGCAACCUGUAUAAAUAUCUGAUCUGCGAUCACAUGAGGUCGGUCGCCAUCUACACCAACGCCAUGCUGGGGAUCUGCCCCUAUACCGGCUUCCCGUGUGCCAGCUUCCAGGAUUUCCGCGAGGGGAAGUGUGUGACCUGCGAGGACCCCCAGCUGGCGAGCUGCCCCCGGAUAGCCCACACGGACUCGAUAAUACGCGACAACCCACCAAAGGAGCUCAAGCUUUUCAUGAUGACGCCGGGCACGGAGCCGUACUGCGCCCGCCACAUUCUGCUGGAGUUUACGUUGGAGGAGCCGGAAGAUCGCAGCAUCAGCGUCGAGGUCCAACUGGUCAGCGAUCGGAGCGCGAGAACCGCCAAGAUAACCCUUGCUAAACAUGCCACCCAGGGAAGGAGCGUGAUCGCGCAUGAGGAUCCUCUCUGCCAGAUACAGACCAUUGUUCUGCGGAGAACAAAGUCGCUGUCCAGCUUCUGGAGGAAACCCCCGGAUGUGAGCGGCACGCUGUGUGUAUCAGAGCUGCCGGCGGGCAACAGGGAAGAGACGAUCUGUUUGACGGAUUCCGUGACUCUCGCCGGGAGCGGCCGUCUUCUUUUAGACUUCACUACAGCAACAAACAGCAGCUGCCGGUGAGCCCGGCCGCGCAGGGACUGCUGACGAGGGUGCAGGCAGCGCCUGCCGUGUGUCUCCGAGUCACUGCAACUGCGCUCUACGGGGGCUUUCACCCCGACCGAGACACCAUACGGGACCCCAAACGUAUCCCGGAUGCACCCCCCCGGCGAGGGGAGUCUCGCUGCUUCAGGAAACUCGCCGUUAGACUCCCCGCGAAAAUCUAAAUCCCUCAAAUCUGAACGUUUUAAUAAAACAAAGUAUGGAUUUUUUAACUAAAUCUCUCUUUAAACCAUUUUAACCGUAAAACUCCCAAUACUUUCAACCGGAAACCGGCAGCACAAAUUUCACAACAUAAAGCAGAUCGGCCCCAUCCGGCCCCCGUCUAGUCGCCCGUUUCUCCUGCUGUAAAGACUCAAACCUUAAUCAGUCGUUGGUCUCGUCUUAGAUUCAGGAGCCGUAUGUCUAUCCCAUGCAUGUUUAAUCCCCUCACUGUAUUACCCUCUACCACCUCUGCUGGGAGGCUGUUCCACUUAUCUACCACCCUCUCAGUAAAAUAAAACGUCCUUCCAUUGA
Messenger RNA from Spea bombifrons (plains spadefoot toad), 2625 nucleotides. RefSeq names its product phospholipase A1 member A (gene PLA1A). Gene Ontology annotation, molecular function: carboxylic ester hydrolase activity; lipase activity. The record is from RefSeq and is a predicted model, not a curated record. The coding region runs from base 691 to 2073 and encodes 460 amino acids. Gene Ontology annotation, biological process: lipid metabolic process. NCBI's taxonomy places the organism in Eukaryota, Metazoa, Chordata, Amphibia, Anura, Pelobatidae. The transcript has 11 exons.